ACAGUUGCAUCAACCCUACUACAAACCCUAGCUUCCCUCUUCUUCUUCUCUUUUUCACGGCCGAGAGAACCCAAAAUUCUCAGUCCCUCUCUCUACGCACACAUCAGAAGACCGGUGAGUUCCCUCUCAGAUCUUCGAUUUCAGCUCAAACCCUAAUCUUUAUCCUUUCUUUUAUUUCUCAAUCUAAAGAUGGGUGAAGAGGCAGUCAAGACGGUGAUUCCAGAGUCAGUGUUGAAGAAGAGGAAGAGGGAAGAAGAAUGGGCAUUGGCAAAGAAGCAAGAUCUUGAGGCUACAAAAAAGAAAAAUGCAGAAAACCGAAAGUUGAUUUUCAAUAGGGCCAAGCUGUACUCAAAGGAGUAUGAAGAGCAGGAGAAGGAGCUGAUUAGGUUGAAGCGUGAGGCAAAGUUGAAAGGUGGGUUUUAUGUUGACCCGGAGGCGAAGCUCCUGUUUAUCAUUCGCAUUCGUGGUAUCAAUGCCAUGCACCCAAAGACAAGAAAGAUAUUGCAGCUCUUGCGUUUGAGACAGAUCUUCAAUGGUGUAUUUUUGAAAGUGAACAAGGCUACAGUGAAUAUGCUCCAGAGGGUUGAGCCUUAUGUGACUUAUGGAUAUCCCAACUUGAAGAGUGUGAGGGAACUGAUCUAUAAGAGAGGAUAUGGAAAGUUGAACCAGCAGAGAACUGCUUUGACCGAUAACGCUAUCGUUGAACAGGCUCUGGGUAAGUAUGGCAUUAUCUGCACGGAAGAUCUCAUCCAUGAGAUAUUGACAGUUGGACCUCACUUCAAGCAGGCAAACAACUUCCUGUGGCCAUUUAAGCUGAAGGCACCCUUGGGUGGUCUAAAGAAGAAGAGGAACCACUAUGUUGAGGGAGGUGAUGCCGGAAAUCGUGAGAAUUUCAUCAAUGAGCUAAUUAGGAGAAUGAAUUAGACUACUGCACUAUUUUGUUAGUUGGAAGAGUGAGGUUUUUUUUUUUUUUUUUUGUAUCUCAGGAAGUAAUCUGAACACCAAUUUUCCUCUCUGAACUACAAUUUCAUAUAUUACUUUUUGGUUGAGUUAUGGCAUUCAAAUGCUCUGUAGUCUGUCCGAUUGCCCAAUUAAACUUAUUAACAAUGUCCAAACCGUUCUCUGAAA
Molecule: messenger RNA, 1128 nt
Organism: Quercus lobata
Lineage: Eukaryota; Viridiplantae; Streptophyta; Magnoliopsida; Fagales; Fagaceae
Product: 60S ribosomal protein L7-2
Exons: 7
Coding region: 190-924 (244 amino acids)
Biological process (GO): maturation of LSU-rRNA from tricistronic rRNA transcript (SSU-rRNA, 5.8S rRNA, LSU-rRNA)
Cellular component (GO): cytosolic large ribosomal subunit
Molecular function (GO): RNA binding; structural constituent of ribosome
Source: RefSeq, a predicted model, not a curated record